Molecule: messenger RNA, 702 nt
Organism: Rana temporaria (common frog)
Lineage: Eukaryota; Metazoa; Chordata; Amphibia; Anura; Ranidae
Gene: CAV2
Product: caveolin 2
Exons: 3
Coding region: 57-542 (161 amino acids)
Biological process (GO): positive regulation of MAPK cascade; insulin receptor signaling pathway; caveola assembly
Cellular component (GO): perinuclear region of cytoplasm; caveola; Golgi apparatus
Molecular function (GO): protein kinase binding; molecular adaptor activity
Source: RefSeq, a predicted model, not a curated record
GGCGUGUCCCCUACACUGCGCUCCUCUCUCCUCUCACAGGAUCCUCUCCAUACGCCAUGGGCUUGGAGAAGGAGAAAGCCGAUGCUCGGAUCUUCAUGGAUGAAGAUGACUUCAACCGAUCAGACAUGCCGAUGCUGACCGAGAAGACCUAUGAGAUCAACCAGCGCGACCGGGACCCCAACAACCUCAACAGUCACCUAAAGCUCGGCUUUGAGGAUGUGAUCGCAGAGCCAGAAACCACUCACAGCUUCGAUAAGGUGUGGAUCUGCAGCACGGCACUCUAUGAAAUCAGUAAAUACCUCGUCUACAAGGUGCUCACCGCGCUCCUGGCCAUCCCACUGGCCUUUGUCAUAGGACUGGUCUUCGCCAUCCUCAGCUGCCUGCACAUCUGGAUCGUUAUGCCAUUUGUGAAGACCUGUCUAAUGGUGUUACCAUCUGUACAAGCGAUAUGGAAGGGUGUUACAGACAGCCUCAUAGCCCCUUUAUAUGCAAGUAUGGGGCGGUGUUUUUCAUCUGUUAGCGUGCGAGUAGACAACAGUUAGGCUUUUCUGUACAAUUCAGAUAUCAUGAAUAUGCCAAAUGUCAAUUAAAAUACUGCUUAGUACUUCACUAGCCUGCUGAAUAUGUACUGUUCAUGAAAUAUGGCCCUAACACUUCUAUGUGUACAUUCCAGUUCUAGUUCAGAUCCCACUAGAAAUAUAG